AAUUUAAGUUAUUCAUAAGUGAUUAUUUUUGCAAUUUCUCCUAAAAAGAUUGCACAGUUUCAGUUUCGGAUAAACAAAUGAAACACGUCCCGUCCCUUCUGUCUUCCGUUUAACAGCUCCCUUGACUCCCAUUCGACCUAGAAAACGGAACGGAGUUUCCCGUUUUUUAUUCUUUUAAACUAUGGGUAACUGCAAUGGUCUUCCGUCCACCGGUAACCAGUUCCAACCACUAUCCGACUCCGGCGUUAGUCUCCUCGAUGGUGGCAUCAACGUCCAACCUGCCCCACCACCGCCAAGACCUCAACAAUCUUCAACCCACCACCAUCCUUCACCUGCCGUCGGUCGUGUCCUCGGCCGUCCCAUGGAAGACGUCCGUUCAACUUACGUCUUCAGCGGAGAGCUCGGCCGUGGGCAGUUUGGUAUUACCUACUUGGUAACUCACAAAAAAACCAAGCAGCAGUUCGCUUGUAAAUCUAUCCCCAAGCGUAAGCUUAUCAACCGUGAAGAUAUCGAAGAUGUCCGCCGUGAAGUACAAAUUAUGUACCACCUCACCGGCCACAGGAAUAUUGUGGAGCUGAAAGGGGCCUAUGAGGAUCACCAAUCAGUGAAUUUGAUUAUGGAACUGUGUGCUGGAGGGGAGUUAUUUAAUCGGAUUAUAGCUAAAGGUCAUUUUUCAGAGAGGAAAGCAGCUAAUUUGUGUAGGCAGAUAGUGAUGAUGCUGCAUUAUUGUCAUUCCAUGGGGGUAAUGCAUAGGGAUUUGAAGCCUGAGAAUUUCUUAUUCUUGAAUAAGGAUGAGGAUUCUCCGUUGAAAGCUACUGAUUUCGGGCUCUCUGUGUUUUUUAAGCCAGGAGAUGUUUUUAAGGACCUUGUUGGAAGUGCUUAUUAUGUUGCUCCAGAAGUAUUGCGCCGGCGCUAUGGACCUGAAGCUGAUAUUUGGAGUGCUGGGGUGAUUCUUUACGUUCUUCUUAGUGGGGUACCACCAUUCUAUGGAGAAACUGAGCAGAGUAUCUUUGAUUCUAUUCUUAGGGGAAAUAUUGAUUUCUCGUCUGAUCCAUGGCCUUCCAUUUCCAGCAGUGCCAAAGAUCUCGUGAGGAAGAUGCUACGGGAUGAUCCUAAAGAACGACUUUCAGCAUCUGAAGUCUUAAAUCAUCAAUGGAUGCGUGAAGACGGUGAUGCAUCUGAUAAGCCUCUUGAUAUUGCUGUUUUAACUAGAAUGAAGCAAUUCAGCGCAAUGAACAAACUCAAAAAGGUUGCUCUAAAGGUAAUUGCUGAGAAUCUGUCUGAAGAAGAAAUUAUUGGUUUGAAGGAGAUGUUCAAAUCCAUGGACACCGACAACAGUGGAACAAUUAGCUUCGAGGAGUUAAAAACGGGCCUUCCUAAACUUGGUACUAAGCUUUCCGAGUCUGAAGUGAGGCAGCUAAUGGAAGCGGCCGACUUUGAUGGAAAUGGAGCAAUUGAUUACAUCGAGUUUAUAACAGCUACAAUGCACAUGAAUAGAACAGAAAGAGAAGAACACUUGUAUACUGCCUUUCAAUACUUUGACGAGGACAAUAGCGGGUUUAUUACAAUGGAAGAGCUAGAGCAGGCCCUUAGGAAGUAUAAUAUGGGUGACGAGAAAACAAUAAAAGAGAUAAUUGCAGAAGUUGACACUGACAGGGAUGGGAGAAUUAACUACGAUGAGUUCGUUGCCAUGAUGAGAAAAGGCAAUCCAGAGUUGGUUGCUAGUCGACGUUGCAAAAAACUGCUGCUGCAAAUCCUUUCCGUGUCGGGCGAAUAAGCUCGUGACUAGGAACUGAAUGAACUCUUGCAGAUGCUACAGUUUCAACCAGUUAAUUUAAUAUGUUUCUCAGAUGUUAGUUUUAUACAGAACAACGGUUUCACCUUGCUUUUGUUCAAACAAAUCCACCCCCAUACCCAAAGAAGACGGCAGAGAACAUGGCUUUAUUUCUGGAAGGGAUAAAUUUCAAACACAAACCUGCUUUGUGAUAUAUUAAUUUUGGUUUGGUGAAAUUAUAUGUAUGGAAUUUUGAUUUUGGUUCAAUUUUAUAAAGAAAUUUAUUUUGAUUCAA
Molecule: messenger RNA, 2069 nt
Organism: Gossypium arboreum
Lineage: Eukaryota; Viridiplantae; Streptophyta; Magnoliopsida; Malvales; Malvaceae
Product: calcium-dependent protein kinase 3-like
Exons: 10
Coding region: 182-1777 (531 amino acids)
Biological process (GO): peptidyl-serine phosphorylation; protein autophosphorylation; intracellular signal transduction
Cellular component (GO): cytoplasm; nucleus
Molecular function (GO): calmodulin binding; ATP binding; calcium ion binding
Source: RefSeq, a predicted model, not a curated record